Messenger RNA from Octodon degus (degu), 2167 nucleotides. It is a transcript of the gene Kcnj10, whose product is annotated as potassium voltage-gated channel subfamily J member 10. Gene Ontology annotation, biological process: potassium ion import across plasma membrane; regulation of monoatomic ion transmembrane transport. Gene Ontology annotation, molecular function: inward rectifier potassium channel activity. Lineage: Eukaryota; Metazoa; Chordata; Mammalia; Rodentia; Octodontidae. The record is from RefSeq and is a predicted model, not a curated record. The transcript is spliced from 2 exons. Gene Ontology annotation, cellular component: plasma membrane. Bases 205 to 1344 code for a protein of 379 amino acids.
CAGACCCGGCCUUGCUCUGCCCCCCGCCGGCCCGACCCCGGCCUCAUCCCCAGGACAAGCCCUUAUCUGAUCCCGGCUCCUGGUUUAAGAGUCCUGGCCCUACCCGUCGCGCAGCUCUGCUCCUCACUCCUGUCACUUCUGCCCUCCCCGUCCGUCAUCUGUCCCGCUGGCCCGUCCGAGGGGCCACUCCACCUCUGACCCAAGAUGACUUCAGUUGCCAAGGUAUAUUACAGUCAGACCACUCAGACAGAAAGCCGGCCCAUAAUGGGCCCAGGAAUACGACGGCGGAGAGUGCUGACCAAAGAUGGUCGCAGCAACGUGAGAAUGGAGCACAUUGCGGACAAGCGCUUCCUCUACCUCAAGGACCUCUGGACAACCUUCAUUGACAUGCAGUGGCGCUACAAGCUUCUGCUCUUCUCUGCAACCUUUGCAGGCACCUGGUUCCUCUUUGGUGUUGUAUGGUACCUGGUAGCUGUGGCCCAUGGGGACCUGUUGGAGCUGGGGCCUCCUGCCAACCACACCCCUUGUGUGGUUCAGGUGCACACACUCACGGGAGCCUUCCUCUUCUCCCUUGAGUCCCAGACCACCAUUGGCUAUGGCUUCCGCUACAUCAGUGAGGAGUGCCCUCUGGCCAUCGUGCUUCUUAUUGCCCAACUGGUGCUCACCACCAUCCUGGAAAUCUUUAUCACUGGUACCUUCCUGGCAAAGAUUGCCCGGCCCAAGAAACGAGCUGAGACCAUCCGUUUCAGCCAGCACGCAGUUGUAGCCUCCCACAAUGGGAAGCCCUGCCUUAUGAUCCGAGUUGCCAAUAUGCGGAAGAGCCUCCUCAUUGGCUGCCAGGUGACAGGCAAACUGCUUCAGACUCACCAGACCAAGGAGGGUGAGAACAUCCGGCUCAACCAGGUCAAUGUGACUUUCCAAGUAGACACAGCCUCCGACAGCCCCUUUCUCAUUCUCCCCCUGACUUUUUACCACGUGGUGGAUGAGACCAGUCCCUUGAGAGAUCUCCCUCUUCGCAGUGGGGAGGGUGAUUUUGAGCUGGUGCUAAUUCUAAGUGGGACAGUGGAGUCCACCAGUGCCACCUGCCAGGUGCGCACUUCCUACUUGCCUGAGGAAAUCCUUUGGGGCUAUGAAUUCACCCCUGCCAUCUCGCUGUCAGCCAGUGGCAAGUACAUAGCUGACUUCAGUCUUUUUGACCAAGUUGUGAAAGUGGCCCCCCCUAGUGGCCUUCAUGACAGCACUGUGCGCUAUGGAGACCCUGAAAAGCUCAAGCUGGAGGAGUCAUUAAGGGAGCAGGCUGAGAAGGAGGGCAGUGCCCUUAGUGUGCGCAUCAGCAAUGUUUGAUGGCCUCUUCCCACCUCCCGAGCCCGCCAUUCUCUUCCUCUCUUUUGAUGCCCUGGGCAAGGGAUACUACCUGGGUUCACUGCAGAACCCCAGAAGCACCCGUCCUUCACUCCCUCUUCUUUAAUCCAGGGGCCUGUCGGUAGCAUAGGCCAACUGGGGGUCCAAGUUUCCUCCUCCUGUCCCCUUUCACCUUCCCCUGCUUCCACCCUAAGGCACACAACUCCCUUAAGCCAGGAUGGGGGAAGGAGAGAGAAGAUUAGGCUGAAGUGGCUUAGAAGGCCUCAGCCAUGCUUGGAGACUCACAUUAAGAGGACCAUGUGGUUGGAUGGAAUGACUCCCCCCAUGAGAAAGUACGGUGACUUGAAGCUGGAGCUCCCCCUCCCCUGUCUCUAUGUUUCCAUCUAGCAAGUUCCUUAAGGCAAGACUCCUUUUGAUGGUUACUUUGUGGUCUGUACCCUCAGAAAUAUAAGAAUCUAAAAUCAUCUUAUUUGGGGGUCACUACAAAUCCCCGUUGAAAGAGACCAGGGGUUUCCAUAGUGUAUUUAAUUUUCAGUAGUUAUCCCUGACCAUAAUCUGGGCCCUUGGUCACCACUACUUUCCCCUUUCCAGUUUUCAAAUGGAGCCUCCAGGAUAUAUAGUUCUUUCAUAGCUUCUAUUCUCAGAGAGUUGGGAUGGGCCUGAGAAACACGCAUGUACUCACAAUAUUCACACCUACACUCAUUGAAAUUCUCAGUUUUUGAGUUGUUGUCCAAAGCUUUGAACCUGUCCUCCAGGCUGCCCUGGAAAGAAUUGCUUCCCUGUGUUCUGCGAAUGAGGGAGUCUA